AUGCACAUCAGGAAAGAACUUAGCGAAUAUGUCUCCCGUCGAGGCACGACUGGACCCUACGCUGAUAACCUCAACGUCGAUGUCUUGAUCGUGGGAGCCGGCUUCGGCGGCAUCUACUGCCUUUAUGAAAUGCGGAAGCUGGGUCUCAAGACCGUCAUAUACGAGGCCGGCGACGACGUUGGCGGCACCUGGCGCUGGAACUGUUAUCCAGGAGCCGCGGUGGACUCGGAAAUUCCAGAGUACCAGUACUCCAUUCCAGAGACCUGGAAGGGGUGGACCUGGUCGACGAACUACCCCAACUACGAGGAGCUGAGACGGUACUUUGACCAUGUUGACCAGGUGCUCCAGGUAAAGAAGGACUGCGCCUUCAACAGCGUGGUGGUGGAGGCCCGGUUUAACACAGACGAGGGUCGCUGGCACGUCCAAACGGCCGAUGGGAGAAUGGCGUCCUCAAAGUACCUCAUCAUAGCCGCUGGUUUCUCUGCAAAGCGAUACAGCCCCGAGUGGCCGGGAAUGGAUGAAUUCCAGGGCAUCGUCCACCACUCCUCCUUUUGGCCGGGCGAGUACACAAUCGAUGUCCGAGGGAAGCGCUGCGCGAUUAUCGGCACCGGCGCGUCAGGCGUCCAAGUCACGCAGGCCUGGGGCCCAAAGGCCGGCUCGCUCAAGGUCUUCCAGCGGACCCCCAACUUGGCCAUUCCCAUGCGGAAACGCUCCCUAUCCGUCGAGGCUCAGCAAGAAGCCAAAGCACUAUAUCCAGAACUGUUCUCCCUCCGCGAGAAGGCCUUCGCGGGAUUCUUGUAUACAUUCUCCGAAAAGAGUCUAUGGGAAGACAACGAAGAAGAACGGGAAGCUCUUUUCGAGAGGUUAUGGGCAGAAGGGGGCUUCCGCUUUUGGGUCGCCAGCUACCGCGAUUACCUCUUCGACCCCAAAGCCAACCGCAUCGUGUACGACUUCUGGUGCAAGAAAGUCCGCCAGCGCAUCGGCGAUCCCAAGGCCCGAGAGCUGCUCGCGCCCCGCGAGCUACCGCACUACUUCGGCGUCAAGCGACCUUGUCUUGAGGAAAAUUACUUUGAGCAGUUCAACCGGGAGAAUGUCGACGUCGUCGAUAUCAAGAAUAACCCCAUCGUGGCAUUCACCGAGACCGGCAUCAAGCUCGAAGAUGGCUCCGUACACGAAGUCGAUAUCGUGUGCGUCGCUACCGGCUUCGACGUUACCACUGGAGGUAUGACCAGCAUGGGAUUGACCAGCAUCCAUGGCACGACACUCAAGGACGAGUGGAAGGACGGCACGUACACGUAUCUUGGCCUAACGGUCAGCGGAUACCCCAAUAUGUUUCAUCUGUAUGGACCGCAAGGACCGACGCUGCUCAGCAAUGGACCCACGACCGUGGAGGUCCAGGGCCGCUGGAUAGCAGAUGCGAUCAAGCAGAUUGAGCGGCAGGGGAUCAAGUAUAUUGAUCCUCUCCCGGAAUCAGCUCGCGCUUGGAAGAAACGGAUCAAUGAACUUUCGGACAUCUCGCUCUUGCCUACUACCAAGUCCACGUAUAUGGGUGGAAGCAUCCCUGGGAAAGUGUUUGAGCAGGGAAAUUAUGCGGGCGGUAUACCCCAGUAUCUGGCGGAGAUUCGCACCGCUCUCCCGAAUUUUGAAGGGUUUAAUAUUGUUAAAUAUUAG
Molecule: messenger RNA, 1671 nt
Organism: Aspergillus viridinutans
Lineage: Eukaryota; Fungi; Ascomycota; Eurotiomycetes; Eurotiales; Aspergillaceae
Product: flavin-containing monooxygenase
Exons: 1
Coding region: 1-1671 (556 amino acids)
Molecular function (GO): oxidoreductase activity
Source: RefSeq, a predicted model, not a curated record